CACCCGAGGGGAGGGUCAGCCUGGGAGACGGGGCGGGGACAGGAGAGGAGUGUGUCCGGCUCUAAACGUCCAUUGGUCCCGGGGGAAGAGCCGGGACAUAUAAAGCCGAGGAGCGCAGCAGCACCGGUCAUUGAGGCCGAAGGACCGGAGGCUCUCUGGGACCGGAGUUAGCCCCGGGCUCCUCUGCUGACCCUCCAGAAAGGAGACCCCCCAACUCCCUCCGAUUGGGACCGCCCCGCUCUGCCUGCCAUGAAGCCGACGGGGCCCCUGCACGUGAAGACGCCCCUCCGGGACAGCAUGACCUUGUCCAAGCUGGCGGGGACCAGCGUCUACCUCAAGAUGGACAACUCACAGCCCUCCGGCUCCUUCAAGAUCCGCGGCAUCGGGCACCUGUGCAAGACGUGGGCCGAGCGGGGCUGCAAGCACUUCGUCUGCUCCUCGGCGGGCAACGCGGGUCUGGCCACUGCCUAUGCAGCCCGGAAGCUGGGCGUGCCGGCCACCAUCGUCGUGCCCAACACCACGCCCCCUCUGACCGUCCAGCGCCUGAAGGAUGAAGGGGCGGUGGUCCGGGUAGUGGGAGAGAUGCUGGAUGAGGCCAUCGACCAGGCCAAGGCACUGGCAAACAACAAUCCAGACUGGGUCUACAUCCCGCCCUUCGACGACCCGCUCAUCUGGGAAGGCCACACGUCCAUCGUGCGGGAGCUGAAGGAGAGUCUGAGCGCCAAGCCCGGUGCCGUCGUGCUGUCGGUGGGCGGCGGGGGCCUGCUGUGCGGCGUGGUGCAGGGGCUGGGCCAGGUGGGCUGGGGCGAUGUGCCCGUCGUCGCCAUGGAGACGCACGGGGCGCACAGCCUCCACGCGGCCCUGGCUGCCGGAGAGCUGGUCACCCUGCCGCAGAUCACCAGCGUGGCCAAGGCCCUGGGGGUGAACACUGUGGGAGCUCAGGCCCUGAAGCUGGCGCUGGAACAUCCGGUCAUCUCCGAAGUCGUCACAGACCAAGAAGCCGUCCUGGCCCUUGAGCAGUUCGUGGACGACGAGAAGAUCCUGGUGGAGCCGGCCUGCGGGGCCGCGCUGGCGGCGGUGUACAGCGGGGUGCUGCAGAAGCUGCAGGCGCAGGGCAAGCUUGGGGCCCGGCUGCCGUCUGUCGUGCUCAUCGUGUGCGGAGGAUGCAACAUCAGCCUGGCCCAGCUGAGGAGCCUGCGCCAGCAGCUCGGCCUAAACCGGGGCGGGCACGAGGCCUGAGUCCGGCCUUCUGCCCACCCCCCACUCUCGGGGACAGGGGCCGACCCCGGACAGGACCCCGGACCCCCAUUCGUCCCAAGAGCCCAGGCGGCUGGUCCUGGGGGGAUAGAGGGGUUGCUCGGGGGAAGGGACAGAGGAGGCGGGGUGGCCACUGCGGGCCACCUUCGGCUUCUCCCCGGCCCCUUCUGUGCCCCCUUCUCCCUGCCCUGCGUGGAGGGGGCCCUGACCUGGGCGGGGGGCGGUGGGCCAAGGGCAGGCAGAGCCAUCGAGACCCAACCGGCCCCCGGCCUCGGUCCCGCCCCAGAUGGUUGGGGGGGGGGGGGCUGAGAUGGGGUCUGGCCCCUCAGACACUCUUCAGGGGAGACGGGCAGCUCCUUAUUACGGUAUAUGUCAAGCGCUUACUACGUGCCAGGCACUGUACUAAGCGCUGGGGUGGAUACGAGCCCGUCGGGUUGGACACGGUCCCUCUCCGACGUGGGGCUCCCAUCUGUGACCUGUCUGCCUCGACUCGCUACUGGAUAUGUGGGAAUCGGGGGGGGGGGGGGCGAGGGGAGCCGAAGGUCGUUUUUCUAAUGUCCAAGUGUUUUUUUCUUUUCAUUUAAGAAAAAGUGGCAUAUUUAUUAAAACACCUCUCCCCGUC
This is a messenger RNA of Ornithorhynchus anatinus (platypus), 1879 nucleotides long. It is a transcript of the gene SDS, whose product is annotated as serine dehydratase. Lineage: Eukaryota; Metazoa; Chordata; Mammalia; Monotremata; Ornithorhynchidae. Gene Ontology annotation, biological process: L-serine catabolic process; L-threonine catabolic process. The record is from RefSeq and is a predicted model, not a curated record. The transcript is spliced from 8 exons. Bases 250 to 1239 code for a protein of 329 amino acids. Gene Ontology annotation, molecular function: L-serine ammonia-lyase activity; pyridoxal phosphate binding; threonine deaminase activity.